Amaranthus tricolor (Joseph's coat) is the source of this 2219-nucleotide messenger RNA. RefSeq names its product amino acid transporter AVT6C-like. Gene Ontology annotation, biological process: amino acid transmembrane transport. Bases 496 to 1833 code for a protein of 445 amino acids. Gene Ontology annotation, molecular function: amino acid transmembrane transporter activity. Lineage: Eukaryota; Viridiplantae; Streptophyta; Magnoliopsida; Caryophyllales; Amaranthaceae. The record is from RefSeq and is a predicted model, not a curated record. The transcript has 5 exons.
GUCUACUCCUAUAAACAAUAGUGACGUACUAUGUGAACCUGGUAGGUUCCUCCUCUGUGCUGGCAAUUGGCAUAAACCUUUAUACAUUUAUCCAUUUCAUAAGAUCUAGAUUUCAUAAAAUAUAGAUUAAUUGCCAUUUUAUUCAUUUCCUUUAUUUUAUUUAAUAAUAAUAAUCCAUCUACCUUACACUUUUAAGAUCACCAAAACCUUUUCAAUUUCCAACAAACAAAAACCCAUUAAAUAGAAAAAGAUUUUAAUCUUUAUUUCAUCAAAAACCCAUUAAAUAGAACAAGAUUUAAUCUUUAUUUUCUUCAAAAACCCAUCAAAUAGAACAAGAGUUAAUCUUUAUUUCAUCAAAAACCCAUUAAGUAGAACAAUAUUUGAUCUUUAUUACAUCAAAAACCCAUUAAAACAAUAUUUAAUCUUUAUUCCAUCAAAAACCCAUUAAAUAGAACAAGAUUUAAUCUUUAUUUCAUCAAAAAAAAAAUACCCAAAAUGGAAAAAGAAGAGAGGGAUACAGAAUUAGGGAUUCCAUUAUUACAAGAAAUUCAAUCACCAAUUGAUAUAAAUGGGGAAAAAGGAGCAAGUUUAGCAAGUGCUGUAUUCAAUAUAUCAACAACCAUGAUUGGAGCUGGAAUUAUGUCAAUUCCUGCAACAUUUAAGGUUUUGGGUGUUUUCCCUUCUUUGUCUGUUGUUCUAAUUGUUGCUUUGAUGGGAGAUAUUACUGGAGAGUUUAUGUUAAGGUAUACUCAUUCUGGAAAAUCAACUUCAUAUGCUGGUUUAAUGGGUGAAUCUUUUGGAAGAAUUGGUGCUCUUGCUUUGCAAAUUUGUGUUAUUAUUACAAGUUUUGGGUGUCUUAUUAUUUAUCUCAUAAUUAUUGGGGACGUACUUGCAGGAACCCAGUCCGGGAGCACCAUACACACAGGAAUACUACAGGAAUGGUUUGGAUUUUAUUGGUGGACGUCACGCUCGUUUGCGAUUCUCUUUGUUGUGCUUAUUGUCAUCCUUCCAUUGGUGUUAUUUCGUCGUGUAGAUUCACUUCGGUACACUUCGUUACUAGCCAUACUUCUCGCGGUGGUGUUUAUCGUCAUAUCCUCGUUCAUGGCAAUAGAAGCAUUAUUGGAAGGGAAAACACAAAACUUGAGGCUAAUGCCAGAUUUUUCGGAUAAAGGAGCCAUCUUUAGUCUGUUUACGACACUCCCGGUUUUUAUGACUGCGUUUGGAUACCAAAUCAAUGUUCAUCCGGUCAGAGCAGAGCUUGGGGAACCUUCAGACAUGAGAUUGGCUAUCAGGAUAUCACUCUUGAUAUGUGCUCUCUUUUAUUUUUCUAUCGGCUUCUUCGGUUACCUACUAUUUGGGGAUUCUAUCAAUGCGGAUAUGUUGGUGAACUUCGAUCAGAUCGGUCAUGGUACCGUGAUAUCUUUAGUAAUCAAUGCCAUUGUUCGUUUAAGCUACGCAAUUCACCUCAUGCUAGUGUUUCCUAUAAUAAAUUACUGCCUGAGAUUCAAUAUAGACGAGCUCUUUUUCCCCGACAAGCCAGACUUGGCGAAAGACAAGACACGAUUCCUAGGCCUCACAGUUAUACUACUGAUCCUCGUCUAUGUAGUCGCGAUUGCGAUACCAAGCAUAUGGUAUUGCUUUCAAAUUCUGGGUUCGACAACGGUUCUUUGCCUUAUACUCAUAUUUCCAUCCAGUAUUGUUUUGAGGGAUGUUCAUGGGAUAUCUUCGGUAUGGGACAAGGCGGUCGCAGGAAUCCUUAUACUAAUCGCGUUGUCUAUGAGCGUAAUUGCUUUAUGGACCAACUUGUCCACUCCUGCAGGAAGUGAAGCUUAGCCGAAUUCGUCUCGAUUAAUACACUUAAGUUGAAGCCGAAGUUUAUCAAUCUGGUGAUCGAUAACAAUGUGCUCGCCUUUUUUACACGAAUCCUCUUGUAUAUUCAUGUAUUCUGUUGUAUAUUCUAUCUGUUAGGUUGUAAAUAUCCUUUCCUGGACUGCAAUCUCCAUGCCAAUGAAACGAGCUAAUUCUUGUUAGAACGAUGCUCUCAGUUCGAAUGAUUGAUUUCUUGUACGUUUUAGCGUAAUUCUAGACGGUUCUUUAUAGAUUGUCAAAAAUGUUGAAUCUAAAGAACAAUGCAUCAAAGUAUAAGCAAAGAUGUACUUGUAGAAGCUCUAAUUUUAAUGUUAGUCUUUCUCAACACUGCCAUACUAGAAUGCUUGAAA